This is a messenger RNA of Pseudoliparis swirei, 4763 nucleotides long. RefSeq names its product major facilitator superfamily domain containing 14A2 (gene slc71a1-2). Gene Ontology annotation, biological process: transmembrane transport. Gene Ontology annotation, cellular component: membrane. The transcript is spliced from 12 exons. Gene Ontology annotation, molecular function: transmembrane transporter activity. The record is from RefSeq and is a predicted model, not a curated record. NCBI's taxonomy places the organism in Eukaryota, Metazoa, Chordata, Actinopteri, Perciformes, Liparidae. Bases 135 to 1607 code for a protein of 490 amino acids.
AGGUAGCUCGCUGCUAGCUGCCCAUAGCCGACUUCCGCGGUGUUAUGAGCUCAGUAGCCGACAUCAGUAGAUUGUUUUAGUUUUGAUAGUUGCAACGAUGACCCUCUAACACCAAGAAUGGACAUAAGUUAACAAUGACGGGGGAGAAAAAGAAGAAAAAGCGGAUCAACCGCAGCAUUCUCCUUGCAAAGAAAAUUAUAAUAAAAGAUGGAGGAAGUCCUCAGGGAAUCGGUGAGCCCAGUGUUUACCAUGCGGUCGUGGUCAUCUUCCUGGAGUUUUUUGCGUGGGGACUUCUCACCACCCCAAUGCUCACGGUUUUACACCAGACAUUCCCUCAACACACAUUCCUGAUGAAUGGACUUAUCCAUGGUGUCAAGGGCCUGUUAUCAUUUCUGAGUGCUCCGCUGAUUGGAGCGUUGUCGGACGUAUGGGGACGCAAAUCCUUCUUGCUGCUAACCGUCUUCUUCACGUGUGCACCCAUUCCACUGAUGAAGAUCAGCCCAUGGUGGUACUUUGCCGUUAUCUCCAUGUCCGGCGUCUUUGCCGUCACCUUCUCUGUGGUCUUUGCGUAUGUGGCAGAUAUCACGCAGGAGCAUGAGAGGAGCACAGCAUACGGUUUGGUAUCCGCUACCUUUGCAGCCAGCCUGGUUACCAGCCCGGCCAUCGGCGCCUACUUAUCUGUGACCUACGGCGACACCUUGGUGGUGAUCCUGGCCACAGCCAUUGCCCUGCUGGACAUCUGCUUCAUCCUGGUGGCCGUACCAGAAUCGCUGCCAGAGAAGAUGAGGCCAGCAUCAUGGGGAGCACCCAUCUCCUGGGAACAGGCCGACCCCUUCUCUUCUCUGCGUCGGGUGGGCCAGGACUCCACGGUGCUCCUCAUCUGUAUCACAGUGUUUCUCUCCUACCUCCCCGAGGCUGGCCAGUACUCCAGCUUCUUCCUCUAUCUCAGACAGAUCAUAGGCUUCUCCUCAGAGACCGUGGCUGCCUUUAUCGCUGUCGUGGGGCUCCUCUCAAUAAUAGCCCAGACGGUGGUGUUGGGGAUCCUGAUGCGGUCCAUCGGGAAUAAGAACACGAUCCUGCUCGGCCUCGGCUUCCAGAUCCUUCAGCUGGCGUGGUACGGCUUCGGGUCUCAGCCCUGGAUGAUGUGGGCGGCUGGAGCGCUUGCAGCAAUGUCCAGCAUCACUUUCCCCGCCAUCAGCGCCAUCGUGUCCCGGAAUGCAGAACCCGACCAACAAGGUGUUGUCCAGGGGAUGAUUACUGGAAUCCGGGGCCUCUGUAAUGGUUUGGGCCCCGCUCUGUAUGGUUUUGUCUUCUACUUGUUCCACGUGGAGCUAACCGACACGGACGGCUCGGAGAAAGGAGGCAAACCCAACAUGGCCAACCCCACUAAUGAGAGUGCCAUCAUCCCAGGUCCUCCCUUCCUGUUUGGUGCGUGCUCAGUGCUGCUGUCUCUGCUGGUGGCGUUGUUCAUCCCGGAGCACACGGGGCCCGGCGCGAGGCCCGGGGCCUAUAAGAAGCACAGCAACGGGGCGCAGAGUCACUCCCACAGCCCUCAGGGCAGCGGGGCCGAGGGCAAGGAGCCGCUGCUGGACGACAGCAGUGUAUAACCACAGCUAAGGGGGGGGCAGACGGCGCUCUAACCCAACACCCCUGCACACACAGGACAGAAAUACACAUUUUAACCACAUGGACACACUCUCACCUCAGGCACACAUCAGACUCUAGUGCCAUGAAGAGGUGUUUGUGUUCACGGCACAAAAGUGGGCACUCCUUCCUUAGGCGGCGCCCCUCCCCCCCCACCUUUUCUUUUAAGCAGGGUAUUGUGAGGACUCUCUAAAGACCCGGUAUGGAGAGAGUGUGUUGAGUAUUCUUUUGGCCUGCCGUGGAAAUGUGUGUGUGUGUGUGUGUGUGUGUCUUGCUGAGCUGGACUCUAAUCUUUGGUUUCUAUAAAGCGAAAACAGAACCGGAUUGAUUUGGUUUAGCUUGUCAGUGGGGUGGAUAUCAAAUGUUACUAAAUACCUGUGUGAUUCUUCAUAUUAUUCUGUAGCCAGUGGAGUGGCAACUUUGUCCGUUUGUCCAACGGGAGUAACAAACAGUCCGGUCAGCACUUGUCUGCGGGUCUUUCCCCGAGCUCAAUUCUGCUCCGAUGCUCGUCUUUGCAAAUAGCGCCGUGUCAAAGCGCCCGAGAAGGGAACACAGUUGUUCCUCUGAAUGCACAGCAGCAACUCUACACCAAUCUCUGACAACCGGUGUAGCGAGAGGCGCCUGCCUAAUCUAGGUCAGGAUGGGUCAACCAGUUCAGAUAUAAGAAGCUUCGUAAGACCACACUUUGUUUUAAACAUCACACUUCCGACAGAGUUGUGUGUGUAAGAGAGACCACUUUAUUAGACAAUUUCCAAUGUUUACUUGACAUUAUCUAGAUUAGUACUACAGUUUUGGUUGUAUAUUUUUCUCUUAGUCAAACAAAUGUUGCCUCGAAGUGACUUAAAAUAUAUAUAUAUCCACGUAUAUAUAUAUAUAUAUCCACCCCUAACCUGUAUGAAGACCGAGAUCUGAAAAGGCCCUUAUCGUUACACACUUUUUAUUCCUUUUUGGUUACAUGCCCUUUCUGUCUGUCUGUGUGUUUCCUGACAUUUAUCACCAUCAGGGUUAAGGCUUCCAGAACCACGGUUUUAUUUGACACGCCUCUGGACCGUUUUGAGCGAGAGGGUCGCUAUCGGCACGUCAGUGUUGGCACUGACGGUUAAUACGGAGUCUUUGAGUGAAUAUCAUUAGGUUGAACGGAAUACCGCUCGUGCUGCUGCGGUAGAUAAUUCAAAGGUGAAGUGCGAUGUGGCGGAGAUACAUUUCUACAGUGGCAAUACGUCAAAUGAAACGGUUUCACAGAACCCCCCCCCGACAUUAACGCUUCCGUACAAAGCGGUGAUUAUCCGGCACUGCACAUUUCUCAAACUGUAACAAAGAAAUGGCAGAGAUGUAGUUGUGAGGCACCUCAAGGAACUGGCUUCAAACUAUCAGCCUUCAGAUUCUCUUCAAACGGAAGCCAUGUGUUCUGUCCACACUAUCCUGCGCCACCUAGAGCAAACGCAGCGUGUUGCAACAAUACUUUAGACUUGUAGAGGGCGAUGUUUGGCGCCCCCUAGAGGCAAGGAAGUAACACGCUCCAAUUUUGGCCAACGUUGCAGCGCAUUUGUCAUAAAGAAUGAUGUGUGAUGAGUGCAUUUAGGGUUUUACAUUUUUCUACAAACAGCUGGUCCCUGAAAUAGAAUAACACUAUAGCAUUAAGUUAUAGGCGUUCAAGAUUCAGUUAGUUCAUAAAAACAACAUCCUAAAUUCACAAUACCAUUGACCAAAAGAAACACCUAUUAGAUAAAACCAACACAAAAAUACACUUAUUUUGAAAGCUUCCACACAAAAAGCAUAAAAACAAACCUACAAAGUGUCCAGGAGGACAGAAGUUACACCGUGACUUUGAUGGAAUCAUGAAUGUCCCAACAUUUAUUAGGAAGUUUGUUCCAACACAUUCAAUCUAAGGUAGCAACAUGUAAAGCCUCAAACCCUUGGUGUCCACUGCACCACGCGUUGCGCUUCUUGGCUGUGGAUGGUGUGCGUCCGCAUAUCUGUGUACAGGUCUGAAUGGCUGCUGUUCUCUCUGUUGCCUAUAGUUGGCGCUGGUUGAACAUUAACUGUCUGGUCUUCAGUGACACUGUGUUCCCUUUGUUCACAUACUGUGCUCGCAACUAGUAAAUUAUCCUAAUCCCAGUUUUCAAAAGUUGGAAGGAAAAAAAAAAUCCCUCAAGUGCAUUUAAUUAGCCAAAAACAACUCUGGAUUAGUAGCUUCCAGAAGAGAACCUCUAUCUGAAGAGAAAUGUACGUCAUAUAUUUUGUGCCAAUUUUUUUUUCUCGGUUUCAUACUGUGUGCGCGUGUGUGUGUGUGUGCUUAUUCACUUGAGUGAUUUGAGGAAAAAAAUGCUUUUUUUGUUUUCUCUUGUCUUAAUUUACUUGGCUGAAUUGUAUUUUUUUAUUUAAUUUUGUAUAGCUUUUUAAAACUUCACCCAGUAAUUUUUAGGCUUUUUUUCAACAUUAUGUCGAGAUAGUAAAUUAUUGACUGUCCACCUAUCUUUCAAUCUCAGUCGUCAUUUAAUAACAAGCAUUUCACUGUGUUUAGUUCUAUUUGAUAUUUUUCCCAGAUUUAUGGUAUAACAGAAGUCACUGAAUGUCCAAAGCCAAGCUGUACAUGUUGACCCCGCUAUACCCUCAGCAUCUUGACGUUUCACAGUUUUUAUUAUUUCAGAAGGGGCCAUCGUUGUCCAUUUAAUCUCUGAAUAUCAUACUUUUUCUUAUUUUAUUUCAAAUGUAUUGGACCAACAACACAUUGGUAAAUCCAUGAGUUCAGAUCCUACUAAAUUUGGUACGGUUCUGCAACAGCCCCAUGUGCACUCGUACAGCUUUCAAGUAAAGUCAAAUGUUCUAAAUUUGCUCGUACGUACAGCAAGUGUAUAUAUUUAUUGCUCAAGGAGACGGUCUUGGUCUAUUUGGUUGUAUGAUGCAACUAUUAUAUAUUUCUUAAGAUUUACCUGCUGGCCACUCCUGUUUUUAGUACAAUGUGGUUUGUGGCCUGAAUUCCCUCCCCCCCCUCUAUCUCUCUGUGUGCCUAAAAUUAGCCAAGAAAUGAGUGUGGCAACAUAAAUAAAUGGUGGUUAUUAUGUAAAUAUGGGAAACUAAUGACAAACUAUUUAUUAAAGGUUUAUUGUACAAUGAAA